GCUGUAACUGGGUAUCUCGUCACCAGAAACGAAAUGAAUAACUCAACGUACAUCAACUCCUCCACCGAAAAUGUGAUGGCUUUGGAGAGCCCCUACAAAACRGUGGAGGUGGUGUUCAUCGUGCUGGUGGCAGGGUCCCUCAGCCUGGUCACCAUCAUYGGCAACAUCCUGGUGAUGGUGUCCAUCAAAGUCAACAGGCACCUGCAGACUGUCAACAACUAUUUCCURUUCAGCCUGGCCUGCGCUGACCUGAUCAUCGGCAUCUUCUCCAUGAACCUCUACACCCUCUACACUGUGAUUGGCUACUGGCCCUUGGGGCCCGUGGUGUGCGACCUCUGGCUGGCUCUGGACUACGUGGUCAGCAACGCCUCCGUCAUGAACCUGCUYAUCAUCAGCUUUGACAGAUAUUUUUGUGUCACCAAGCCGCUGACGUACCCGGUGAAGCGCACCACCAAGAUGGCAGGCAUGAUGAUCGCAGCGGCCUGGGUGCUGUCCUUCAUCCUCUGGGCCCCCGCCAUCCUCUUCUGGCARUUCAUCGUGGGAGGAAGGACUGUCCCCGAUGGGGAUUGCUACAUCCAGUUUUUUUCCAACCCUGCCGUCACUUUUGGCACUGCCAUCGCAGCCUUCUAUUUGCCCGUUAUCAUCAUGACUGUGCUUUACUGGCAGAUCUCCCGAGCCAGUAAGAGUCGGAUAAAGAAAGGGAAAAAGGAAGCCGCCCAAAACCAAGAAACRGUUUCCCCCAGCCUCGUGCAAGGUAAAAUAGUGAAACCCAACAACAACAACAUCCCGAGCAGCGGAGAAGGGCUGGAGCACAGCAAAAUUCAGAAUGGAAAAACCAGCGGAGAGACUGUGGCUGAUAACAGCGUUCAGGGGGAGAAGGAGAGCUCCAACGACUCCACCUCCGUCAGCGUGGUCGCUCCCAACUUGAAAGAGGACGAAGCCACCAAAGAUGCCAGACAGGCUUCYGCCUCCCAAGACCAAAUCAAAGCAGAGAACUCCAAGCUGACRUGCAUCAGGAUAGUCACCAAGUCCCAAAAGGGGGACUGCUGUGCCCCUACCAACACCACCGUGGAGAUCGUGGGCACAAACGGGGAGGAGAAGCAGAACAGCGUCGCCCGGAAGAUCGUCAAGAUGACAAAGCAGCCCGCCAAAAAGAAACCGCCCCCCUCCAGAGAGAAAAAAGUGACGAGGACGAUUUUGGCCAUCCUGCUGGCCUUCAUCAUCACCUGGACCCCGUACAAUGUGAUGGUGCUCAUCAACAGCUUCUGCACAUCCUGCAUCCCCAACACGGUGUGGACCAUAGGAUAUUGGCUCUGUUACAUCAACAGCACCAUCAACCCCGCCUGCUACGCCCUCUGCAAUGCCACUUUCAAGAAGACCUUUAAGCACCUCCUCAUGUGCCAUUACAAGAAUAUAGGAGCUAUGAGGUAAAAACAGUAGUGGAAAUAAUGGUAGAAAGGGUGAAGGAGUUCCAAAUAAAAUCAAAAAAACCCCAAUGCUAUAGCACUUUAUGCUCUUCUAUGGAAUGUGCAAUCCAGGAUGUUGGUGGAAAUGCUGGUAAGGGGCAUCAGCUGUACCCCUGAGGACUAUACUGACAAACAUACUUUUAAUAAAUUAAAAUAAAUAUUUAGAGUGUGGGGAUGUUUGAGAAAUUAUUCAAGGGUGUGGACUGGAGGCACAGUUCCUUACUUUCUGAGAGUAUUCUGCAGAAGGGCUUUAAAGUCUAUGAUUUUUGAUCAUUCUGURUAAAAUACUUGUUCUUUCAUUCUCUUUUCCUUUUUUGUUUUCUCCUGUGUGUGUUUAAUACAUCUUCACAUAGGGAUAAAUUCCACCAAUUUUAAUAAUAACUGUGUGGAAGAAGCAUGGAAGUUUGGAAGAUCACUGCAUAAUCCAAAUCAGUUGUGGCAGAAAUUUUCUAAAGCUCAAAGUUGUCUAAAUCUGUUUUGCCACUGUCAUGUAAGAUGCUUAUUGUUAGCUAAAUCGUGCUGAAAGUUGGUUUUGUUUUUUUUUUUAAUGUUGUUUAUGACACCACCAUUGCCCAAACUGCGUCAAUUCUGAAAGUUUCUUACACUGGACAUGUGAUCAUUGUGUAUCAUUCGAGGUGUGUCACCUGUCCCCUCCCAGGGGCCUUUGUUCUCUGACAACUUCAUCGUGUCAGGAUCGAGGUGAAAAGACCUGGACUCGUCCAGAUUGCUGUGUGCCAAGGCUUCUUCAGCAUCCGUGCAAACCAAAGCUUUUGACUCGAUUUUGUUCACUCUGUUCGUCACGUAACAUCGACCUGUGGAUUUGUCUUUUACCUCCAUCAGCUUUUUCUUCCUUUUUGUACCUUACUUUUCCAGGGUAAGGCUGAACACCAAAAGUUGUAAAUUCAAAGGUCUCGUCCAGUCAGCCACCRUGGUGGCCAAACAAAGGGUCUCAGCUGAAGAGUAGAAACAGGAUUAUUACUAGGAAGAUGAAAGGUUACAUCCUUUUAAAGUGGGAUGUACAGAUAAAGAGGUAUGUCGAGGCUUCACAGAAUGAAUAAUUAAUAUUAGAUGCUCUUGACCUGUCAAAAGAAAAUUAAUUUAUUUAGUAAAAGAAUAAGAGAGACUAUCAUACCCACCUGGAUCAAGGUCUGCUAAGCCCUUGGUGUGAAACUGGGGUCCUUUCUGGGUCAAUCCUGGACAAGAUGUUUACUUUUUGGAAAGGGUAUUGGUCACAUUGCUUGGGUGACAUAUUUUGACUGUAAGCCAAGGGAUAACACUAAUAAAAAGGCAGAGAGGAAAACUGGGAUUAUAGAAAACCAGAUACUGAAAUGGUCUGGAUGGGAGUUUGGCAAGGGUUAAGUCCAAAUAUUUUCUGCUGCUCCACACUAGGUGAAAUUUGGAUUAUUUCUGCCUGCAAAGAAUUUAGUAUUCCAACAUUUGAUACUUACUGUAGCAAAACUAAGCAUUUUGUGGACAGGUCAAAGGGUAUCAGGUUACAGCAAACAAAGAUUGUCUGUAAGU
Malurus melanocephalus (red-backed fairy wren) is the source of this 2987-nucleotide messenger RNA. It is a transcript of the gene CHRM2, whose product is annotated as cholinergic receptor muscarinic 2. Gene Ontology annotation, cellular component: plasma membrane. Gene Ontology annotation, molecular function: G protein-coupled acetylcholine receptor activity. The record is from RefSeq and is a predicted model, not a curated record. Lineage: Eukaryota; Metazoa; Chordata; Aves; Passeriformes; Maluridae. Gene Ontology annotation, biological process: adenylate cyclase-activating adrenergic receptor signaling pathway; regulation of heart contraction. The transcript has a single exon. Bases 34 to 1431 code for a protein of 465 amino acids.